Lasiosphaeria miniovina is the source of this 486-nucleotide messenger RNA. RefSeq lists its product as uncharacterized. Lineage: Eukaryota; Fungi; Ascomycota; Sordariomycetes; Sordariales; Lasiosphaeriaceae. The record is from RefSeq and is a predicted model, not a curated record. The annotation marks the transcript as partial. The transcript has a single exon.
AUCGCAGCACAUGAUUACGUCAAGGUUUGCGCGUCCAGUCGCCUAUGGGUCAAAUUUGAAAACAUCUUCAAAGGCUGCCCGACCCUACGCCUCCAAGACCUCACCAAAAACGACAUGGAGAUAUACGUCAGCGGUCGCCUCAGUGUCAGCAAGGCCAUUGUCAUGCUGCAAGAAAAACAGUCGAAUGAGGCAAAAAGGUUAAUCUCCAGUAUCGUGAAUAUAGCAAGUGGUGUGUUUUUGUGGGUAAGGCUGGUGCUGAACUCGCUCAUCAAAGGCUUGGACCUUGACGAUGAUUUUGAAGAUCCGACAAAGAGGCUUCGGCGCCUUCCGCGCGGACUUGAGGAGCUCUACGCCCGCAUUCUGAGGAGAAUUGACCCGUCCUUCUAUCUUAGUGAGGCAGCCAUGCUCUUUGAAGUUUUGCGAACGGUGAGGCAGAACGAAAACUUGGCAAUGAUCCAGAUCAGAGACGACGAGUGGUCUGGGUGA